Molecule: messenger RNA, 4485 nt
Organism: Nipponia nippon (crested ibis)
Lineage: Eukaryota; Metazoa; Chordata; Aves; Pelecaniformes; Threskiornithidae
Source: RefSeq, a predicted model, not a curated record
AUGCGGAGACGCUGCUGCGCACUGGGGCCCGGGGAGACGGGCAGCCUGAGCAGCCGCGCGGCGCGAUCCGGGCAGCUGCCGCGAGCCCUGGUCACCGCCGAUAACUUCUACCUGCGCAACCUGCCUGCCCAAUCCGCCCUGCUCCCCACCAGCCAUGGCUUCCCCGGCAUCGCCCGCGCCGCUGCCGGGCCCCCUGCCGGCUCCUGCAGCCGGGAGAGGGAGGUCGGACCCCUGCCCAAGACCCCCAAGGACUACGACCGCUUCCUGGCGGGCAAGGAGAAGGCGGGCAAGGGGGACCCCAAGGAGCGGCCACCUGAGGAGGACCCCAAGGAGCGGCACAAGGCGGUGCUGCCGGUGCCACCGGAGGGGCACUGCAAGGAGGGGCUGCCCCCCCGGGGGGCCAGCGAUGGCCGCCCCAAGCACCUUGCCUCCUGCCUGCUGGGUGCCAAGGGGCUGGAGGGUGACGCCGCCCGCGCUGUGCUGCCCAGCUGCGCCGCGGAGGGCCCGGCGGAGCGGCGGCUGGAGUGGGGGGCUCCCGGUGCCCGGCUGAAGGGGCUGGAGUACCUGGGUGGGGGGGCGGCUGAGGGGCCCCCCUUCGCUAGCCGGGGCCCUGCACCCAAGGGUGCUCUGGAGAAGGGCUACUUCGAGGUGCCGCCAGCGCCUGACUGCUCCCGCGCCACUCGCCCCGACCCGCUGGGCGUCCGGGUCGGCCCCUCCUGCUGCACUUUAGAGAAGGGCCCCCCCAAGGACCCCCCUCCUGGGCCUGGUCCCCAGAAAGUGGCACGGAUCCGGCACCAGCAGCACCCUGAGGUGGAGGCAGCUGGCACCGGCCCCGAGGGCAAGCGCAAGCCCCUGGAGCUGAGCGCCCUGGGCUACGGUGGGCCCCCCCUGCCCCCCUGGGGUGUGCAGGGCCAGGGGCCCUCCCUGGCUGUGGCGGAGGAGCGGAAGGGUCCCUACCUGGACCCCUUCGGCACGAGUCUGCAGCAGGCUGCGUUGAUGACUCAGGGUCCGGUGCUGGGCCAGGAGGUGCCGGCCGCCCCGGACGAGGUCUCGGCCAUGAAGAACCUGCUGAAAUACAGCAACCAGGCGCUGCUGGGGGGGCAGAAGGGCCCCCCCUUCGUGGGGCUGGGUGGCGUCAAGGGCAGCUGCGCCCACCAGGAUGCCAAGUUCCCCCCGGGGAAGGGGCAGCCGGAGCUGGAGCGGCCGGACUGUGCCCGCGGCCGGGAGGUGUGCAACAGAGGGGUGGUGCAGUGCGUGUGCGACGGAGAGGCUGUGUGGGGUGUGCGCAGCGGAGAGGCUGUGCGGUGCAUGCAGGAGCGGGGCUGCUCUUAUGGAAUCCCGGGGGCCCCGGCGGGGAAGGCCGUCCUGGCGCGUCCCCGGCGCUGCCGCAGGCGGGUGGCUCAGGGCAGGCGCGUGAUGGCGGGGCCCCGCGUGCUCGGAGAAGACGAGGACCUGCUGGCCUUCAACCUGCAGAACCUGGCCACGGUGGCGGCCGCCUGGUCGCUGGUGGAGGCAGCCAGCCGGGAGGGCAGCCCCCCUGCGCUCAGCCCCCUGCCUGCCUCCCCACCGCCCCGUGCCCGCAUCCCCCGCCGCAAGUACACCUGGACGCCCAAAACCAAGGCCGUUUGCCCCCUGAAGGCGGCCAUCGAGCAGCUUAACACGCAGGAGGUGGAGGUGCGGAUGCGGCUGGCAGAGCUCCAGCGCCGCUACAAGGAGAAGCAACGGGAGCUGGUGAAGCUGCAGAGGCGGCAUGACCACGAGGCGGUGAAGACCAGCCUGUCCCUGCUGUGCGCCGAGCUGCGGGGGGACCCCGAACCCAAGAAGAAGAGGAGCAAGCUGGCUGAGGCGGCGUUCGGCAGCCUGAAGGGCUCCCCGGAGAAGGUGCGGUGCAAGAAGAGCAGCUCACAGGGCAAGCUGGCCUGCAAGGUGGCUCACAAGGUGUCGCAGCUGAAGCAGAAGGUGAAGAGCAAAGGGCUGCCCGCCGGCAUCAGCCCCUUCCGCCGGAAAGACCCCAACCCCAGCGGCCGCAUCCAGAAGAAGCUGUCCCGUCCCAAGAGCUCCAAGGCUGCCAAGUACCAGCCGCAGGACCCCGACCCCCGCCAGCCGGCGGGCUUCAAAGAUGAGCACGACGGGGACACAGACAGCGAGGAUGGUGAUGAUGAGCCGGGCUUGUCCCUGCUGCCCUCGGUGCCCGUGGCCGUGCUCGGACCCUCCCCGUCCUCCGUGGUGAAGAUGGAGGCCAACGAAAAGGCGAAGAAGAAGAAGGAAAGGCAGGGACUGCUAGGGCCCUGCCGCCUCGGGAGCCCCGAGGGCGAGGUGAAGAUCAAGCGGCGGCCAGUGAAGCCGGGGACGGGCAAGCUGGAGAAGGUGCCGGCACGGCGGAAGGCGGGUGGCUGCGAGGAGGGUGGCAAGAAGAAGCUGAAAGCCAAGCCCAAGGAGAGCCUCCGGCCGCCGGCCCCCAGCGUCCGCCCCCAGCCGCGCCGCAGCCUCCCGCCGGGCACCCGUGUCUGCGCCUACUGGAGCCAGAAAUCCCGGUGCCUCUACCCGGGGAAUGUGGUGCGAGGCUCCUCCAGCGACGAGGAGGAGGAUGACCCCGAGGCGGUGAUGGUGGAGUUUGACGACGGGGACACGGGGCACAUCGCCGUCUCCAAUAUCCGCCUGCUGCCCCCCGACUUCAAGAUCCAGUGCACCGAGCCGUCCCCUGCGCUGCUGGUCUCCAGCUCCUGCCGACGAACGAAGCGGUCGUGCGGCGACGUGCCUCCCCCCGGCGAGCUGCCCCCCAGCCUCUGUCCAGACCGCCAUGACGGCCCCGAGCCCCCCAAGAACUCGGGCAAGAAAGCGGCCGGCAAGGAGAAAAGCGGCAAAGCUGCAGAGGUGCUGUCAGGCGGCAAGGCGCCGGUGCUGAGCGACCCCUUCUUGGGGCGGCGUGGCGGGCCGCUGCUGAGCUGGUCAGCGGUGGCGCAGACGAAGCGGAAGGCGGCGAGCAAGGGCACAGCCGUGCUGCAGAACCUCUUCCAGGUCAACGGCAGCGCCAAGAAGCUGCGGGCCAAAGAGGCCAUCUUCCCCGUGCACCACCAUCACCACCACCUCGCCACCCCCGUCUUCGGCAACGGCUUUGGGGCCGAUUCCUUCAGCCGCAUUGCCAGCUCCUACGCCUCUUUCGGGGCCGGGGCUGGGCUGGUGCUGCCGGCUGCCCAGAAACUCCUGCGCUCCAAGAAAGCCGAGCGGCUGGAGGCAGAAAUGGGCAAAAGCAGCCGGAGAAAGGCAGGCAGCGAGUACCUGGUCAAGCUGGACCACGAAGGGGUGACGUCCCCCAAGAACAAGAACUGCAAGGCCCUGCUGCUGGCUGAGAAGGACUUUGGGGCCAAGCUGGAGCGGCCGCUGGCCAGCCACGGCUAUGCCCACGCGGCCCUGGCGGGCAAGGAUAGGAAGGGGCGGGCGCCCGUGCACCAGCUGCCCGUGGGGCUGGCGCUGCGGAAAUACUCGGGUCAGGCCGAGUUCACCCUGAACUGCGACAGCGACUGCCACAGCUCCUACUCGGACAUGGACGAGGACGAGGAGGCGGGCGGGCUGGGUGCCGACGUGCCCUCGCGCUUUAUGACCCGCCUCUCGGUUUCCUCCUCUUCCUCGGGCUCUUCCACCUCCUCCAGCUCCGGCUCCAUCUCCACCUCCAGCCUCUGCUCCUCUGACAAUGAGGAUUCCUCCUACAGCUCCGAGGACGAGGACUCCACGCUGCUGCUCCAGACCUGCCUCUCCCACCCGGUGCCGGCGCUGCUGGCGCAGCCGGAGGCCCUGCGCUCCAAGAGCGGCGCGCCGCAGCGCUGCUUCCUCACCAAGGCCGCCGCCGCUGGCCCCAAGGCCAAGCUGAAGCGCAAGGAGGCCCUCAGCUUCUCCAAAGCCAAAGAGUUCUCCCGGAGGCAGCGCCUGCCCUCGGUGGAAAACCGGCCAAAGAUCUCUGCCUUCCUGCCCGCGCGCCAGCUCUGGAGGUGGUCGGGGAACCCCACGCAGCGGCGGGGCAUGAAGGGCAAGGCGCGGAAGCUGUUCUACAAGGCCAUCGUGCGGGGCAAGGAGACGCUGCGCAUCGGGGACUGCGCCGUCUUCCUCUCGGCCGGGCGGCCCAACCUGCCCUACAUCGGGCGCAUCGAGAGCAUGUGGGAGUCCUGGGGCAGCAACAUGGUGGUCAAGGUCAAGUGGUUCUACCACCCCGAGGAGACCAAGCUGGGCAAGCGGCAGAGCGACGGCAAGAACGCCCUGUACCAGUCGUGCCACGAGGACGAGAACGACGUGCAGACCAUCUCCCACAAGUGCCAGGUGGUGGGACGGGAGCACUACGAGCAGAUGACCCGCAGCAAGAAGUACCAGGACCGCCAGGACCUCUACUACCUGGCGGGCACCUACGACCCCACCACGGGCCGGCUGGUGACUGCUGACGGGGUGCCCAUCCUCUGCUGACGCCCCGUGCCCACCCCGGGCGCAGGGAGGGGG